Messenger RNA from Tribolium madens (black flour beetle), 531 nucleotides. RefSeq names its product E3 ubiquitin-protein ligase RNF216-like. NCBI's taxonomy places the organism in Eukaryota, Metazoa, Arthropoda, Insecta, Coleoptera, Tenebrionidae. The record is from RefSeq and is a predicted model, not a curated record. The coding region runs from base 1 to 531 and encodes 176 amino acids. The transcript is spliced from 2 exons.
AUGAAAAAACGCGAAAAUUUGGAACGUGAAGAAGCGAAAAAUCGCGGUUUAAUGCAAACUUGUAAUUGUUGCUACGACGAGGAAGUUCUCCCACGUGACAUCCACACGUGUGAAAACAAUUGCAAAUUUUGUAAAUCUUGUAUUGUGAAAAGUGUCGAAGUGGCCUUUGGGGAAGGAAAACUGUUUUUUUCAUGUCUUGCCAGUUGCGAAUCCUCAUUUAGUCUUCAAACAUUACAAGCCGUUUUGAGUCCGAAAUUGUUCUCGAAAAUCGCCCAAAAGAAAGCCCUCGAGGAGAUCAAAGCUGCAGGAAUUGAGGAGUUGGAAAUGUGUCCAUUUUGCGAUUUCGCCACGAUUCCUGCUGAGGGCUACACCAUUUUCACUUGUUUGAAUCCCGAGUGCAUGAAGGAGUCCUGCAGGAUGUGCAAGAAGCCGUCGCAUGCCCCUUUAAGGUGCGAAGAAAUCGACAAGGAUGCUGACGUCAAGGCGCGAACUUCUGUUGAGAAUAAAAUGACUGAGGCUUUAGAUUUAUAA